UCUAAUAGAUUUAAUAAUUAUUAUGAUUUCUAACUAACAUUAUUUUUGUCAGGCACUAGUAUGGCUAAAACGAAAACAAAAAAAAACUCGCGAAGAAAAAGCUGCUCAAGCAAGACUUCAUAAAAGAAAAAAGUAUGAGGAAAUUAAAAACGAUGCCGAAAACGCAAUUCAGAAGGAAAAAGAAAGACAGAGAUAUUUGAAAAGAACAAAAUAAAAUAAAAUCUGUUGCUCAAAUGACUUCAAGAGAAAAGAGACUACAAAGAAAAAAAUGGAACGAAAACAGUAAGCGUUAUUUAGAAAAGAAGAAAAAAGAAAGAGUAAUACAACAGAUGCUAAUUGACGAUUCACCUCCAACAAGCGAUAGAGAAGAAAAUAUAGAUGCUGGGGAAGAUCCAUUAGAAGGGCCGUCAAACCAAUUAGUAAAGGUGCCUAGCGUAAACUGCAAAAAGUGUGAGAAAAAAGAUAAAUUAAUAAGAAGACUACGCUAUGGUAUGGUACAAAAACGAAUUUAUAACAUGAAAUGCACCAAGAAAACAGAAGCGCUAUUUAUCAGAUACAUUAACUAACCUCCAUAAAAAGUUCAUGUAUAUCCAAAACAAUAAUAUUGCAUAUUCUACGUUUUGUAAAUAUCGACCGUUUUGGGUUCUCAAUCCGAAAGAAUCUGAUCGUAACACAUGUACUUGUAAAACACACGUUAAUUUUG
Diatraea saccharalis (sugarcane borer) is the source of this 703-nucleotide messenger RNA. NCBI's taxonomy places the organism in Eukaryota, Metazoa, Arthropoda, Insecta, Lepidoptera, Crambidae. The record is from the annotation of a GenBank genome assembly.